AUGCAUGCGGAAAACCAACGAAUCCAACAAGAGAGCAAUCAAGCCAUCCAACAACUGUCCGAACAACUGAACCUCAUGGUCCAGUCCCAACCAGGAGCCUACCGGCCACCCAUCCCACACACGGCCUACUACAUGCCACACCAGGGUCCUGCCUACCAACCAACGGAGAUACCACCCCCAGCAUACCCACCUGUACCACCAUUCUACAUGUACCAAGCACCCCAGCAUGACCCAAAGGACGAUUUGAAAAAACAAAUUGAAGAACUCCAACGCAGACUCGCUGACAAAGAGAAUCAAAAUGGUGGCAACAGGAACAAACGCGGCCCCUUCCCACCACGGACCAAACGCCUCCACAAUAAUGACAACUAUUGUUGGACCCACGGACACGACCUGCCCAACACACAUACCAGUGCUACAUGCAAAUUCCCCAAACAAGGCCACCAAACUGAGCCGCCUGCCACCGCAUUCACAGCAACCGACCCACAUCAUAUCUACCUCACCAUUUACAAUUGCAAAGGCGACAUUGCCACGGACCAGACCGGAGCCUUCCCUGUCAAAUCCUCCAAAGGCAACCAAUACCUACUGGUCCUCUAUGCCUACGAUCCAAAUGCCAUAUCAGCGGAACCACUCAAGUCUCGUAAAGGCAGUGAGCUCCUCCGCGCAUUUCAAAACUUGACAGCACGACUUACUGCAAAAGGAUUUCGCCCCAGACUCCAAUGCCUUGACAAUGAAGCCUCCAACAAAAUGAAGAAACACUUGAAACUCCAAGACAUUGAUUUCCAACUGGUACCACCGCACAAUCACCGCAGAAAUGCCGCUGAACGCACGAUCCGUACCUUCAAGAAUCACUUCAUAGCAAUCCUUUGCUCCACGGACACUGACUUUCCAAUGACGCAAUGGGACGAACUCCUACCACAAGCUGAAUUGACCAUCAACCUCCUACGUGCCUCACGAAUCAAUCCCAAAUUAUCUGCUUGGGCCCAACUACAUGGGCACCUCGAUUUCAACCGCACCCCAAUGGCACCGUCAGGAACCAAAGUCAUCGUCUAUGAGACUCCCACCCAACGCAGCACAUGGGCACCACAUGGACUCAAUGGUUUUUACGUUGGACCAGCAAUCGAUCAUUACAGAUGCUACAGAUGCACCACACCUCACGGCACUACGUCAACUCGCCACCAUUUUACCCCCUGCACCACCUCCGAGGGUGCCAACGCGUCCUACCCCUGCCCCACUUCCGAGGGUGGUACCGAGCCCAUCAGUACCUAUACCGCAACCACUGGCACCACCACAGCCAAACAGCACUCCUGCCACACCUCCGAGGGUGCCCAUACGAGCUGCUCCCCAUCUGAAUACACCACCACGCCCCAGAAACAACCAGCCACCUCCAUGAGCCCACCAAUACAAUACACGCAACCGUCCACAUUUGAUCCAACAAGUUUGUGUCCGUACACCAACCUGGACGACGGGCACCCUACGGGCCCUCCUGCACAAUGA
This is a messenger RNA of Cylindrotheca closterium, 1494 nucleotides long. The record is from the annotation of a GenBank genome assembly. NCBI's taxonomy places the organism in Eukaryota, Bacillariophyta, Bacillariophyceae, Bacillariales, Bacillariaceae.